AUGGCGCGAAAAAAUAACAAAAAUGAGAAUUCGGAAGAAAAACGACAAAUCGCGUUUGCGGAGAUUCAUAAAAAGAUGUGUCAUGUUCGAAAUAAGCAGGAUACGGUGAAUGAGGCGCUCGAGCAAUUGCAGAAGUUUGUUGAGAAGGAUACGAAUUUGUUGAUUGCGAAAAAUAAGGUGAAAUCGAUAAAUUUGCAUUCGAAUCUAUUGAAAACGUCCGAAUCUCAUUGCGAAUAUCUCAGAAAAUUGCUGCACGAAAUCGAGCGUCUCCGAAACGCCGACUACAAAUCGAAAAUGCGCGGCGAGAUCAAACGACGCGAUCUGAUGGAGUUGAUUCAAUCGCAGGGCGAGACGCUGCCGUUGUGGAUCAACGUCGUCGACGGAUUUCCGGGCGAAGGCGUCGGCGCGAUCGCGAUCACCGAUUGCUCGAAAAUGGUGCCCGGCGACGCGGUCGCCGCCUAUUCCGGCGACAAUUGGAUACUCGCCGAGAUAGUUUCAUGUCAAGGCAACGGAAAAUACGAGUGUCGCGACGUCGACGACGAGCAGAAAAAGGUGUCGAUAUUUUCGCGCCAAAAAUUGGCGUCGUUGCCAAAAUGGCGAGCGGAUCCGAAGCACGACAAACACGCGCUAUUCCCGCCGGACGCCAUCGUUUUGGCGCUUUAUCCCCAAACCACGUGUUUCUAUAAAGGUGUCGUCCAUUCGACGCCGUCGACCGCCACCGAUUCAUAUCAAAUCGCGUUCGACGACGCUUCGUAUCCGUGCGGAUACUCGCCGCCAAUGUCGAUUCCGCAACGAUAUGUGAUAAGCUAUCGAGAAGUUCGCGGCGGGAGACGAAAAGACGACGACGAUGAAUGA
Molecule: messenger RNA, 855 nt
Organism: Caenorhabditis bovis
Lineage: Eukaryota; Metazoa; Nematoda; Chromadorea; Rhabditida; Rhabditidae
Source: the annotation of a GenBank genome assembly